Molecule: messenger RNA, 1205 nt
Organism: Rhagoletis pomonella (apple maggot)
Lineage: Eukaryota; Metazoa; Arthropoda; Insecta; Diptera; Tephritidae
Exons: 3
Coding region: 1-717 (238 amino acids)
Source: RefSeq, a predicted model, not a curated record
AUGUGCAACAGUUUUAAAAUUUUGUUCAACCAAGACACUCGUUGGGCGCAUAUCGAAAGACGACCGCGGCAUUUGCGUUGUAGUGAUUUUACUUUUGCUUCAUUUUACUUAGAAUUUUAUCUGCCGAAGGAAUACAAAAUGCACUUGAAGCGUUGGAAUAUAAAAAAAUUAACCCUUUACGGCUGUGGAUUAUUGAUUCUGUAUAUUUUAAUCGCGAGUAGAUAUCGCAAGUAUAAGAUUGAUGCGAUGAUUGGCAAUAGUAAACCGGAAGAGGUCUGGGAGUAUGUGGCAGAUUUUAGUAAAAUGCGUUCACUCAAUCCGACUAUCUUGGACUUCAAAAUUAUCGCCGACAAUGGACAUGCACAUGAAUGGCGUUACACAGUCGUAUACACGGAGCGUUUAUCGCACUGGCCCUAUUGGUUGAAUACGGCGAAAGCAGAUUAUAUUGUUACUAAGACUAUGCCAGGAGUGGAGCCCGCCAUUUAUGCGAUCGAGUCCAAUCACAAGACUUGCUUCUUCAAAGGCACCUAUUGUUUACACUCGACAAGCGAAUUUAAAUGCACCGCCGCCGGCAAGGACACCUAUUGCAGCGAACAUAUACAGUAUCAGUGUCCACCAUUUCUGAGUGAAGCCUGUCGUCGCGAAUUAGAAUAUCAGCGCCAAGCAGUUAUGCACAAUUUGACUGCAAUUUUCAGUAAAAACAAAUAUUCCAACUAACGAAUUUCAAUUCAUUUACGUAUUCCAUUUAUUUCAAUCACUUCGAGUUCGGCAAAUAUUUCAAUCUAAACAUUUGAUUUUAAUUUACACUGACUGGAGUGUAAACACAUAUGUAAAUUUAAAAUUUUAAAACUCAAUAAUAAAACUAAUUUAAUAUAUUUAUGUAUUUAGUUUCUAUAUGAAUGUAUCUAAAAUUUUCAAUUAAAAUGUUUUCAUAUGUAUAUGUUAAUACAUAUGUAUGUACGUAUAUGCAUAUGGAGAUACAUGCAUACAUACAUAUGUAGCCUACACCGGCCAAUGUUUUAAAACUUGUACUCAACAGUUACAUAUGUAUGUAUUGUACUGACGAUGGGGUAUUUCAAAAUUCCAUGCAAUGUGUUGUCGCUACUUUGAACUAAUCGUGUUCGUAUCUCUUUCAAUUAGAUUCUAAUAAUUAUAAAAAUCUGUGUGCAUUUACGAUAGAAUUGAAUAAAGGUACAUUAAAACUG